Messenger RNA from Lactuca virosa, 708 nucleotides. Lineage: Eukaryota; Viridiplantae; Streptophyta; Magnoliopsida; Asterales; Asteraceae. The record is from the annotation of a GenBank genome assembly.
AUGGCUACAUCUAUGCGUUCAUACGGGGUGAUAGACGCAGAUUCCCGGUGCUUAUUCAUGAUCAACGCACAGCCAGGUGAGCAUCUGCAUCUCGAUCAACUAAUCGGCGUCAACCUCUCUCCAAUUCAGGCACUAAAGAUCCAAGAGGGUGAUGAAGACUUGUGGUGCUUGUUGAUUGACCAUGAACCUGCGUACUCAACUUUCUGGAUGGAAGUGACAAUGAAUCGUGGAUCCAUUGCCAGUGCUAGAUUCGUGGAUGGAUCACAAGAGUUCGAUGAUGAAGAGACUAUGGAGAUUGCAGAGAUUGUAGUUGAGUAUGACAAGUACUCGAGGUAUCUUAAAAAGAUUUCUGAACUUCCAGUCACGACUAUAGGAAAGAAUAAAGAGGAUGGAUCAAAAGAAGGAGAAGGAGAGAUUUGUGGGGUUUGUCAAGAAGAAUAUGAAGCGGGUCAAACGAUCGGAACAGUCAAAUGUGGACAUGUGUAUCAUGAAAAAUGCAUCAAGAAAUGGUUGGUGCAGAAAAACUUGUGUCCAAUCUGCAGCCUAUAUAUGGAGAUUAUUGCAAAGAUUAUUUUCCUGUUGGAGUCUCGUCAACAACAAGAACAAGAUGAUGAUGAUGAUGAUGAUGAUGAUGAUGAUGAUGAUAAAACAGAAGAUGAAGUAGUAGCAGAAGAAGACGAGGAUUACAAAUCAGAAGAAGAAGAAUAA